AUGGCAGCUGCAGCAGUCCAGACUUACACUCCCGCGUCAUACGACCACCGCGCCGUUGAUGCCAUGACUGACGUCGACGUGGCCGCCCAGCGACUCCAGGAACUCAAUGGCCUGGAUCACAUGAAGUCCUGCAUCAGAGAUGUCUUCAUGAAGCACGGCGUCGACAAAGUAUUCGGCGUUGGUCUUCUCCACCGACACUACGACGUUGCCCCCAACGAGAAGAUCAUCGAGCUUGGCCCAGUCUCAUCACCCUGGGUUGUAGGUGAUGACGAAGUCGUGACGGGCGGCUCAGUCCUCCCUCACACCUGGCGCGUCUUCGAUGGCGAACUUAAGCCCACGGAGUUCAAGUUCGUGCCACAGCGUGAUCUCUCAAACGUCGACCGGCCCGUCUUCCCAGCGGCCUUUGUCAAAGAGCUUAUCGGCGUGCUGCAAGAGACAGGCCUCGAUGAGGUUCUGGGCGUUAGCCUGUAUGAGGCCGGCGACCCUGAUAACGAGACCAUGGAGGUGACAUAUGGCCGCAGCAGCAUCGUCAUUCCUUCUACAGGUCUUAUCGGCUCCAAGGUUAUUGGUCCACAGGGCUUUGACGCAUUCCAAGCCGCCUGGACUUUCAGCAAGAAGGAGGGCGAGGACGUCGUUGCUCACCAUGGCAUCUGCGCUGCAAUGGGUGUCGAUGAUGGUGUCACAGCUCGCCAUGGAAUCUGUGCGGCCAAAGCGGAGAGUGGAGCUGCCGAUGAUGGGGUUACCGCUCGCCAUGGUAUCUGCGCAGCCAAGAUGAACGACGGCGUCAAAGCACUACACGGUAUCUGUGCAGUUAAAGCUGAGAACGGCUUCGAGGCUCGUCACGGUAUUUGCGCAGCAAAGGCCAGUGAUGGAGUUAACUCUCGUCAUGGUAUCUGUGCUGCCAAAUCUGCUGAUGAUGGUUUGAAGGCUCAGCAUGGUAUUUGCGCUGCAAAGGCUUCUGAUGAUGGUCUCAAGGCUCACCAUGGUAUCUGCGCCGCAAAGGCCAGUACUGACGGAGUUACCUCUCGUCACGGCAUCUGUGCUGCCAAAUCUUCUGAUGACGGUAUGACAGCUCGUCAUGGUAUCUGCGCAGCAAAGGCCGACGAUGGUUUCACGGCACGCCACGGCAUCUGUGCUGCCAAAGCUUCCGAGGAUGGCAUCAACGCUCGCCACGGCAUUUACGCCGCCAAGGCCGCUGACGAAGGAAUGACUGCUCGUCAUGGCAUCUGCGUUGCAAAAGCUGCAGAAGGUAUGAAGGCCUACCACGGUAUCUGUGCUGCCAAGUCUAUUGAAGACGAUGGCAUUAAGGCCAAGCAUGGAAUUUGCGCUGCGAAGGCUGCCGAGGAGGGUAUGACUGCUCGCCACGGUAUCUGCGCCGCACGUCUUGCUAAUGGGGAUGGCAUGAAGGUCUAA
Molecule: messenger RNA, 1413 nt
Organism: Fusarium oxysporum Fo47
Lineage: Eukaryota; Fungi; Ascomycota; Sordariomycetes; Hypocreales; Nectriaceae
Exons: 3
Coding region: 1-1413 (470 amino acids)
Source: RefSeq, a predicted model, not a curated record